AUGCCUUAUCAGCUUGCAGUCUCGGAUGCAAGGGAUCGUGGCAUCAAUCCACUAUAUGCAGGAAUUGUACAAGAAAUAUCAUUAGCCGAGAAUGCAGUUGAUUUGAUUUUAAUUGUAUCGCCAAAUUACUUAUUAUUUUAUGAUUUUGGCGAUUCAAAGCUACUUUAUCAAUUUUCAUGGUUAGAACUUACAAAUUUUAACUAUUCUGCUUAUAAUAUACAGUUAACUUUUGGAAAUUCGAAAUUUAAUUGUUUUUCGGAAGAAGUUAAUCAGAUACUUUUGACAAUUUCAGAAUCAUUACAGAAAAUAUUAAAGACACAUGAACUCAACGCUAUUGGGUUUACUCCAUAUAAAAAUUUAAUUUACGAACCAACACCAGAAUCAAUAAUUUCACGUGUGGAACUUUACUGCAAGCAAAAAGAUAUCCAAAUGACACAGGAUAUUCAAAUAAGUCUCUAUGAUUUUCUUACUUUUUCAAAUUCUUCGAUUUCUAUUCGCCAAUUUCAAAACCAAAAGAAUAUUUUACCAAUACUAUGUGAUAUACUGCCACUUGUCAAAAGCAUUGUAAGUGUAGAACUCUCCAAAGUCCAAGGAUUAGAUCUAUUUCACCACGCAUCAUAUAUUUCACGGGAGAAAUCAAACAUUCAGCAUAUAAGUAUUAACGGAAAAGCUACAGAGUCAUUUAGUUCAUAUCUAGACCAAAUAAUGAAAAAUAACGAUCUCAAUCUACAAGGAUUGACAUUUUCUAACUCAUUAUUCGCAGAUUCACAACUAGACCAGUUGAAAGAAGUCGUAAUUGCUAAAGAAAUCCGAUCUUUAGGUUUUCAAAGAGCAAUAUCAGACGAAAACAUGAAAUAUUUCUGUAAAGAGUUCAUAAACAGUAGGGUUGGAGACAUUUUAGUUUAUUUAAAUCUGGAUUUCUCAUCAAAUAUAAGGUUAUCUUUAAUUUUCCCAAAUAUCCCGAAUAUACAAUACUUAUCGCUAGAAAAAUGUGACCUAGAUAUAGCAGAUGUACUAAACUCCAUCACAAAGUAUAGAUUAAACAAUUUGAAAGCGAUAAAUUUAUCUGCGAAUAAUAACAUCGAUACGAAUUCAUUAGACUCAAUAAUUCUACCAGAAUCAUUGGAAUCAAUAUCAGUGGAUAACAUAAAAUGGAUGGAUGAUGGUUUAUUGCACUUUUUCCAAAUGAUUGAAAAUAAUUAUAAUGAAAAAGGAGUUAGAUUAUCAAUUGUCAAUGCAAGAUGCCCAAAUAAAGACUGGGAAGCGUUUUUCAGCUACUUAAACCAGUCAAAUUUGAAGACAAUUUGCUCAUUAGUCUGGGAUCGCAAUCCUGUUAACAAUAUCCUAUUCGACUUUCUUCUUUUGAAUGAGGACUUGUCAUAUUUAUCUGUUAAUUACUGUUUCAGGGACAAUGAUCCAGAUUUAAUUCAAUUAUUUGCAAAUUUCUUGAUAAACUCGCCAAAUUUACUUCAUUUAUGCGUCAGAGGUAAGAAAUAUGCUACAAUAGGUUCAUAUAUUUCAAUAAUUGUUGAUUCCGUGUUUAAUUCGAACUUAAUUUACUUAGAUCUCUCAUUUAACGGAGGAGGAGAUGAUUCCAUCAUCUAUAUACAAGAUUUAUUCGAUUCCAACCUCCAAGUCUUAGUUGCUGAUGGUUUAUGUCCAGAUUCUUUACCAGUUUUUAGAGAUUUCUUAGAAACAGCAGCCAACAGCCAUGUUUUCCUUUCAUUCCCUUCAUCUGAUGCUUCUUUCAUUAUAUCACAGGAAUCUGGUGACAAAGAAUCAUUAAUGAGAGAUUUUUAUCGAAUUUUGGAUGAAAAUCAACAAAAAAGUGACAACUUUUAUAGUGUUUUCAUUGAUGAAAGGGAUUCAAGGUUUCCUCAAUACAUUGAUGCAACAAACAUCUCUAUUUCUAUGAAUGAAACACGAUUUGAACCAUCAAAACAAUUGUUUGAGCUUAGUUACGCUAAAUCUGCAGAAGUUCUCAAUAUAAACACCCCUCCUGAACAUGUAGAAGAGAGUUUGAUAAAGAGUCCGACCAAAGACUUCUUUGAACCAUAUAAAAAUCAUAAAAGAAAGAGAUUAAGAACGAAAACAAAAAUUGAUUGGAUAUCUCCUACGAAAAACAAGCCAGAUUCACCAAAACUACCAUUAGUUCCUGGAGUUAAGAGACCCAAACAGAACACGCAUGUCAGUAUCAUGGUCAAUAACGAUGAUUUUGAUGAUGCAGAAGAUUAUAUUCAAAAACCAAUGUCAAGUAAGCGCCGUAACCGAUCAGUUCCUGCAAACUUGGUAUCCAGAACCAUGGAUAACCCCAUGAUUGAUGGCUAUACCAAUCUCAGUGACGGAGGAGACGUAUCUAAUAUCCAAUCAACACUGGCGAACGCUGGAGAUGUUUCCCUAAACCAGAAUGAUGUAAAUGAAGCACCACUGUUCAUCCAGAAAUCAGUUUCAACUGAAUUAAAUGUUGAUUUGGAAACAAAUAACCAAACAACAGAGAUUAGAACGAAAUCUCUUAGAGAAAGAAAGAAAAUUAGAAAGAGCUCGAACGUAAUUUCUAAAUGGGACUUCCCAAUUCCGUCUCUACCUGAAACUGGCGAAGAUAUUUGGUCAGAUUUAGAUGAACAAUUCUCUUUCGAUGCUGUUUUUGAUUGCAUUAAAGAUGAUUCACCAUUUGAACCUCCAAAGAAGAGUCACCACAAAAAUUGA
Messenger RNA from Trichomonas vaginalis G3, 2706 nucleotides. Its product is annotated as leucine-rich repeat, isoform f-related family. Bases 1 to 2706 code for a protein of 901 amino acids. Gene Ontology annotation, cellular component: plasma membrane; lamellipodium. The record is from RefSeq and is a predicted model, not a curated record. Gene Ontology annotation, biological process: regulation of Arp2/3 complex-mediated actin nucleation; cell migration. NCBI's taxonomy places the organism in Eukaryota, Parabasalia, Trichomonadida, Trichomonadidae. The transcript has a single exon.